Messenger RNA from Pseudomyrmex gracilis, 6422 nucleotides. RefSeq names its product DNA polymerase theta (gene DNApol-theta). The transcript is spliced from 22 exons. Gene Ontology annotation, biological process: DNA-templated DNA replication; double-strand break repair via alternative nonhomologous end joining. The coding region runs from base 251 to 6415 and encodes 2054 amino acids. The record is from RefSeq and is a predicted model, not a curated record. Gene Ontology annotation, molecular function: ATP binding; DNA binding; DNA-directed DNA polymerase activity. Lineage: Eukaryota; Metazoa; Arthropoda; Insecta; Hymenoptera; Formicidae.
CUCGUGACAGUUUUCAAGUCAAUUUAAAAUCUCGUCUCGAACUUAGCGGUCAAAACUUGUAAAAGACUCAAAGAAGUUAGAAAGCUGAUGUGAUGGUGACAGUUAAUAUCGAGUUUUGUCGAACAGAGAAUAAAAAGAAAAAUAAAAAUCAGAGAAUGAAUCCAACUUCAAAAUGAAUUUCGAAGACUAUCUAUAUAUUUCCGAAAGCUGACGAUAGAAAAAAAAUCUACGUCUAAUACUCCGAAAAGGAAUGAUUUUAUCAUCAAAAAGUCAAAAUCGAAGGAAAACGAGCAAAAUGGUCAUUUCGAAAGAUAAACACUCUGGUGUAAUUGAUAAUAUACAGAAAUGUAAAAAAGUUAAUAGUCGAAAUCUUCGUAAAAAUAAAUCUUCUAAUAAAGAUGAAAAUAAAAUAGAUGACAGCGAUGUUGCACUUUUAACAGCCAGCAAUGGCACAUAUGAAAAAGAAAGCUCGAAUGUUAUUUUGUCACCAGCUGUUACUACUCAGGAUCGAUGUAAAUUGACAUCAUGGAAUUUACCACCAAAUAUUCUUCAAAAAUAUAUAGCUCGUGGAGUAGGACACAUGUUUCAAUGGCAAGUGGAAUGUUUGUCAAAUCACCAAGUAAUGCAAGAGAAAAAAAAUCUUGUAUAUUCAGCACCUACAUCUGCAGGAAAAACUCUUGUUGCUGAAAUUCUUUUGAUUAAAACUGUUUUAGAGAGAAAAAAGAAAGUAAUCUUUAUCUUGCCAUUUGUUUCUGUUGUUAGAGAAAAGAUGUAUUAUUUCCAAGAUUUGUUGUCUGACAUUGAGAUAAGAGUGGAAGGAUUUAUGGGAGGAUCAGUACCACCUGGAGGAUUUGCUGCUACUCAUGUUGCAGUAGCCACUAUAGAAAAAGCAAAUUCUUUAGUAAAUCGCCUAAUGGAAGAGAAUGAUUUGAGUAGUUUAGGUGCAGUGAUAAUAGACGAAUUACACUUACUAGGUGAUCCAAAUCGUGGCUACCUUUUGGAGUUGUUGUUGACAAAGUUAAAAUAUAUGACUCUUCGUAAUGAUGAUAUCAAUAUACAACUGAUAGGUAUGUCAGCUACAUUGCCAAAUUUACCUUUGUUAGCCAAAUGGUUGAAUGCUGAACUUUACAAGACUGAAUUUCGUCCUAUUCCUUUGUAUGAGUAUUGCAAGAUAGGAUCAAAUAUAUAUGACAACACAUUGAAUCUUGUCAGAAAGUUAGAUGAAGUGCCAGAAUUAGGGAGAGAUGCGGAUAAUAUUCUACAGCUUUGCAUUGAGACAAUAAGUGACGGUAAUAGUGUGUUAAUUUUUUGCCCUACGAAAAAAUGGUGUGAGAAACUGGCGGAGCAAAUUGCCACAACUUUCUUCAAGUUAGGUUGCGAAGAUACUAGCAUCGGGAAAAUGUUAAAGAAAGAAAUCAAAACCGAUUUAAUUCAUGAAACUUUAGAGCAACUGAAACGCAGUCCAAGUGGCUUGGAUAAUGUUUUAAGAAGUACAAUUUCGUUUGGCAUUGCCUUUCAUCAUGCUGGACUUACGAUGGAUGAGCGCGAUAUCAUAGAAGGAUCUUUUAGAACAGGAUCUUUGAGAGUACUUGUAGCAACGUCGACAUUGAGCAGCGGCGUAAACUUACCUGCCCGAAGAGUAAUUGUGAGAUCGCCUCUGUUUGGCGGCACUCCGUUAAAUACUUUAACUUACAAACAAAUGAUAGGACGUGCUGGUCGUAUGGGAAAAGACAGUGCAGGAGAAAGUAUACUAAUGUGUAAUCCGAGCGAACGCAAUGCAGCCAUGUCAUUGCUUUCCGCGACUUUGGAUCCGAUUGAAUCUUGUCUCAACGAUUCUACGCUGCUAAUAAGAGCGCUGUUAGAGGCAGUAGCUAGCGAAGUUUUAUAUACGUUGGAAGAUUUAGAAUUAUAUAUUAGUUGCACUUUACUGAGUUUAAGUGACCAGUCUGACAUACGAACUUUCUCCAAUGAAGCGAUGAAGUUUUUAUUGAAUAAUGAAUUUUUGUUAUUACAAACCACAGAACGCGAAUCUAGAUGGAUAGCAACAGCGCUUGGAAAAGCAUGUUUGGCUGCAUCUGUACCGCCUCGAGAAGGACUGAUUCUAUUCGAAGAACUCCAGAAAGCUAGAAGAUGUUUUGUUCUGGAUACGGAGUUGCACGUAAUAUAUUUGGUAACUCCACUUUCUCCUGGAUGUCAAAUCGGCACUGUCGACUGGAUGACGUUUCACGAAUUAUGGAACAGUAUGUCAGAAAGCGAACGCAGAGUUGGAAAACUCGUGGGAGUGGAAGAACGCUUUGUGAUGCAAGCCAUUAGAGGAGUUGUCAGGCCCGGAAAAUCGUUGAACAUACACAGAAGAUUUUACAGUGCGUUGGCGCUGCAUGAUUUAGUGAAAGAAGUCCCGCUUAACGUAGUUUGUAAGAAGUACAGCUGUUGUCGUGGAGUGUUGCAAACUCUGCAACAGUCUGCUUCCACGUAUGCGGGUAUGGUCACACAGUUUUGCAAACAGUUGGGAUGGGAUUGUAUGGAAUUGUUGGUGAGUCAAUUUCAAACGAGAUUGCAGUUUGGUGUCUGCCGAGAAUUGUUAGAUUUGCUGCGUUUGCCGAUGUUGAACGGCUUACGAGCAAGAAGUCUGUACAAACAGGGAAUUACAUGCGUAGCAGAUCUGGCCGUUGCCAAUGAACUUAACGUCGAACGCGCUCUCUACAAUGCUCUUCCUUUUGAAAGUGAAAAAGAACACGAAGGAGAAUAUGCGCUCGAAACAGAAAAGAGAAACAAAAUGAGAACAGUAUUUGUUACUGGACGAGACGGUCUCACGCCGCAACAAGCUGCAAUUUUAUUAGUUCAAGAAGCGCGCAUGUUAGUUCAGAAAGAAUUGGGACUUGAACAACUGCCGUGGGAACAGAAUGAACGAUCUUUACAAGUGAAUACUUACUCAGGAAGUGCUGAAUCCAGCAUGAAAGAACGAAGUCAGACAGAAUUGACUUUAAGAAAUUUAGAACGCACUAAGACAGACACUUUAAUUGCGCAAAUCUCGGCACAUGAAGAGCUUGCGAAUAACAAAAAUACAAGUAAUGAAGAAGUUAAUUUGAAACAGAGUUUAUGUAAAGAAAUCAAUGAGGCCGGUGUAUCUGACAAGAAAGAAACAGUAUCAACACAUUUAGAUGAAGUUAUUUUGUCACCCGACAUGUUAGAAGAUAAUAAAGAUUUAUCUUUUUUUCUCGAUUUGAGUUCUCCUGAUGUGACUUUAAAAAAUGAGCAAUCAAAUACUGAAAACAACAGAAUUACUGAAACUAGUGGUUUUAAGAUAAAAAGAGGUAACAAAGAUUUGCAAAAUCCUGCUUUAAAUUUUGACGAUAGACCUAACAAAAAGUCACGGAUUUCCGACGAUAAUGCGGUAGAUAAAAAUAUGAGUGGAUCUAUUUUAAACGAUUGUAAGUCGUCGAAUUCGAGAAGUCCCAGUUUAUUCGAUGAUAGUUUGAAUCUCGACACUCAAAUGUACAAUAUUCUCGAACAAAAUGUCAUGGAUAUUGCACAUUUGGAAGAUUCUAAAUUAUCCGCGAACAAAUUGAACGCCACAAAUACGUCACAGAAAACAUCUGCAAAUUUAAAUGCCAACAAUAAUCAAGUAAGCAAAGAAAAUGUAAAAACUGUAGAGACGGUGCAUUUGCAGUCGAGAACCAGUAUAUUGUCGUGGGGUGAUGAUUCGUGGAAUUGCACAGAAGGACUGCUGAAGCACAUGGUUCAAGGUAACGAUCAAAACGGUAAGAAUAAACUGCGUCAAUCCAAAAAUGCCGUAAACACACCUAAAUCCACCACGUCGCAAUAUACAAAUCACAAAAGUGCCAAGUCUUGCAAUAAAAAAAGCAAUAAAAAAAGCGCGCAUAAAACAACGGGGGGUAUUAUACAGUGUCUUGCUGUAAUCAAGGAAAAAAUACCGCAUAAACCUAAGUUACCAAAAGUAGCAGAAGUGGAGUUUCCUGCGGAAAAUCAAAUUAUUACGGAAGAAAAAAUAUCCGAAGAUUUACACAAAACCGUGAUGGACGAUAUCAUUGUUGAUUCACAGCUUUACGAAACUCCUUUCAGCGAAAAUCAAACGAGAACAAAGUUAGAAAAGAUACGUAAAAUGCGUUCUCAGAAGAUUUCAGAGGAAAUAAUAAACGAGGAAACAAAUAAUUGCUUGAACUCUUCUACAAGAAAUAUAGCGGGUGGUAUAAUAGAAAAUAAGACAGAGCCACAAGAGAAAUUUAAAGGAAUUUUUGCACAAAAUUUAUUAUUUACUGCAAAUUGCAGUUCCGACAAUGUUGUAUGUAACUCUGAAGAUGAGAUGAAGAUUGAUUCGAAAAGAUCAAUUUCUAUGACUAGAAAGCAGUUGAAUACUUUGAAUAAACAUGUAAAUUCAAAAGUAGACAUCACGUUAGAAACUAUUAAUAAAAAGGAUGUACUGAACGAAACGACGGAUUGGAACACAUUGAACAUUGUGAAAGUUGCAAAAAGUAGAGCGACUUUUAAUCUGUUCAAGCGCGAAGUAUUGAAAAAGCAAAGUAUUGCGAUAGCUUUACAUUGCAAUACAUACGUAGAUAACACAAACAAUAUAGGCUCAAAGAUCUGCGCUUCUGAUCGGAAGGAGAAACAAAGAUCCAAAAAGUCUGGAAGUUAUACGCAUGAGGACAAAGAGAUUUGUGGUGCUGCAAUAUCCUGGGAGAGCAAUAUUGCAUAUUACAUGUCAUUUAGUAAUUCACAAGAAUCAAAAGUCUCUGGAAAGGAACAAAUAACUCUGUUGAAAGAGUUAUUUUCUGAUACAACUUUGUACAUAAAAUGCUUUGCGACAAAGGAUAUGUAUAAACUCUUGUAUCAGUGUUGUGCAAUCUCCGCGAAAUGUAGAUUUCUCGAUCCAAUAAUAGCGCAUUGGUUGUACACUAAUGAUUUUGAAAAAACUUUCAACGAAAUGACAAUAGAAUAUUUUCCUCAAGGAAAUUUCAUAAUGAAACGUAUCAAUUCUUGUUACAACUCGGGUUCAAAAAUAGAUGUGCACAGUUCUUUACCAGAUGAGUUCAAGUCAGCAGCAAAAGCCGUGCUCACAUGGCACAUAACAGAUAAUGUCAUGACUAAGUUAGAAGAACUUAAUCCUGUUCUAAUUCAUACAUUUAGAGAUGUAGAAAUGAGAAUCGUAAUUGUUUUGGCUUGUAUGGAGUUAUCGGGCAUUGGUGUGAGUCUAAAAUCGUUACAAGAACUGUCGUCGGUUAUCUCAAACGAGAUGCAUGUGUUAGAAACGAAGGCUUACGAGUCGGCAGGUAGAAAAUUUAAUUUUUCAUCAUCGAAGGAAGUCGGUCAGGUAUUAGGAUUGUGUAAAGACAAAAAAGUCAGUACAAGCAAGUCUGUUUUAGAGAAAUGUGACAAUCCGAUAUCGAGCCUUAUAAUUUUAUGGCGAAAAUUAAAUGCAACAAAAACCAAAAUGAUCUAUCCGUUAUUACAUUUGGCCCAAAAAGAACCUCGUAUUCGCGGUAAUUGCAUUACUUGUACGAUGACGGGAAGAGUUUCGAUGCAUGAACCAAAUUUACAAAAUGUGCCAAAGGAUUUUAGUUUUGGGGAUAAUGAUUUCGUUAUAAGCGUAAGAAUGGCAUUUGUGCCAGCUUUGGGCAAUAUAAUUCUGUCUGCUGACUAUUGUCAACUUGAAUUACGUCUCUUGACUCACUUUUCGCAAGACUCAACACUGUGCGAGAUUAUGAGACAAGAAGGUGAUAUUUUCAAAAGUAUCGCUGCUAAGUGGAAUAAUGUGACAGAAGAAGAGGUAUCCAAUAAAAUGCGUCAACAUACUAAACAGUUAUGUUACGGCAUGAUUUAUGGCAUGGGAGUAAAAUCUCUAGCCGAAACAUUGUGCGUAAGUGAACCUGAAGCUCAAGAGUUUUUAGAAUCUUUUAUGAGCACGUAUCCUGGCAUAUAUAAAUGGUUAAACGAUGUAUUAGAAGAAACACAUAACGAUGGAUAUGUGAUGACGUUAUUGGGAAGGCGCAGACAGUUUCCGGAUUUAAAGAGCGAAAAAUCAUCUGUAAGAGCUGCAGCAGAACGACAAGCUGUAAACACUAAAGUACAAGGCUCUGCAGCAGAUAUAGUCAAGAAAGCUAUGAUAACUAUAGAGGAAAGAAUGAGGCAUAGUUUUCCAGAUUCAGCCAUUGUAUUUCCCGAAGCACGAAACAAUCGCAAACUGCGAAGCAGUCGAGAGAUGCAACAAAGAGGCGGAUAUCUAGUUUUACAAUUACACGAUGAGCUGCUGUAUGAAGUAAAUUUAGCGGAUCUGAAAAAAGUAGCUGCAAUAAUAAAAGACUCAAUGGAAAAUGUUAGCCAACUCACCGUACCAUUACCAGUAAAAAUCCGAGUUGGACCUGCAUGGGGCGAUUUAACCGAUUACCAAUUUUAGCACGAAA